AUGGCCACCGAACAGAGGAACGCAGACAUCCUGCGAUUAUACCGUUUGCUGCUUUACUUUCCUUGCAGCAAGUUUCCCGUCGACCUCUUUGUGCGAGCAUGCCAACCCAAAUUCGCUUGGUGCCCGACUGGGGAGGUCAUCCUAAAGAGCCCCGAGGAAGACGCCGUGCCCACGUGGCUCCUGAGCGUCUAUAAUACCAAUACAGCAUUUUUCCAUGGCCAUUCUACUAGUUUACUCGGAAAUUUAAUUCGUCGUACGCAGGAUAGGGGAAUUUGGCAUCUCGAGCGAGUUGUCGCUUUCAAUUCUGGCGUUCCUCUAAUAGAGAGGCUCAAAGUGGAAGAUGACGAGGCCAUGAUCAGAGAUUGGGUUUCGGUCCUCAUCCAUGCGUUCCCUUCUCAUAACAUGGAGAUCAUUGGAGAAGAACUGGUGUCUCGACUAGUAAGCUUUGCGAUAGAAUCAGUUCUGCCACUGCUCUCAACCUUGUCCGACCUCCAGCUGAAAAACUCUGUCCUGCCAGAACUUCAAGGGAAGAAGAUUCCAUUUUUGUUCUCUAUUUUCGAAUUUCUUUACCAGUCUUUUAGUUUUCUUGGAUAUCGCCAUCCUUCUAUUCCUGCCUACCUCCCAAAGCGACUGGUAACUCUCGCUGGGUCGGAUAUACCCGAUGAUUGCAAGGUCUACUGCAAAACACUAAUUGAGGUCCUGGAAAUUACUGCACAACCGUGCCCGGCCGUAUCAUCUUUUGAUUUUUUGUCACAAGGCAUAGAUCCAUUGGAUGAAAGAAAUAACGCGACCGUGGGAGGGGUGCUAAACCUUAUGACCUCCGCCGGGUCACCACUCGCCGGCCGUAGUUCAACGGUUCUUAUGGAUGCUCUCGGGAAUGCAGCCUCACGGUGGCGACCGCUGUCUCAGGAAUCCAUUUCUACGAUGGAAUACCUCGUUUCCCUUAGCUUGGGUAAAAGUCCGCCAUCGGUUCCUCCCAGAUUGACUGCGAUAAACGCUGCUGACGUGGGUGCUUUGAGUGGACUCCUGCUUGCGAGAUCGCGGCGUUAUAAUGACGCGACAAAGGUACUGGAGAAAGCCGCAAAAGAUGUCCAAUUAGACUACGGUAUUACUUCGAUGCAAUAUGGUAUCGUCGUCGCUGAGAUGGCGAAUUGCUACAAUAUGCUUCGGAAAGAGAGUCUGGCAGAGACAUGGGUCAGGGCAACUCUGGAGGCUUCGACGCCCUCUGGGGAAUUCUUGGACCGUCCAGACCAGUUCUACCUACUGCUCGCCUUGGCUGACUCAUUCAUAGGGAGAGGCAAGUAUCAUGAGGCACUGCCUUUGCUUCAAGGUCUGUUGGAAAACCCUCAUGCCUCUGAUACCAUUCGCAUGAUCAGCGCAUUGCGUCUUGCGAAAAGCCAUCGGAGGGUUCAUCAAGAUGCAAUGGCAUUUGAACCAAAUAAGCCCUUAACAGUCGUCCUUCCUCUAUUCAACAGAGUUCCAGACCAACUUCAAAUGGAGUAUCUCGAAGAGUUGGCUUGCAACCUCUCCGCUCAGAGUGGGAUUUCGACAAAGAUGUCUCGAAAUUCGCAAGAGACUAUUCAGCUUGUCAACAGAAUGCUUAAAGAUCACCUAGCCCAGUCGACUACCGAAAGCCCAGGGCUUUUAUGGUACAGGCAGGCUCGACAACAGUCUCUUGACGACCCCAUUGAGUCUAGGAUGAUGGCUCUGACCAAACCCGCCGACGAACUGGAGGCUGCUGAAAGAUCCCGACAGAAGUCCGCGCCAGAAACCGUUAGUAUACACAAGUCGACGGUCUCAUCUCAACAGCUCAGCAUACCUGUCAUGCAUGUUGGCUUUCAACAACAAAGGGGUCUCCUCUCUCAAGAGGCAAAAGAGCGAUCUCGUGCCAUUGACAGUACAAUUGCACAAGAGAGGAGACUCCGAAGGGGUGAUUACAACGUUCUGGUAAUGGGAUCUAGGUCCAGGUCUGAGGUUGUGAAUCGAUUGAAAAUCGUCGACGGGGGCGACUUCUCGAAUGACGAGCUGGAAAACUACCGUUCUGACGUGUUUAGCACUAUCGUCAAUAGAGCGAAGAGCAUAGUUCGUGCUCUGGAACUAUUGGAUAUCGCUCCUGUCAGUGUGACAAAUCAGAAGUACAUUGAACUCAUAGCUGAGUACAGGCUGGAUCUCAAUAUUGCGCUGCCGCUGAGCCAAGACUUUUGUGAUGCACUGUGCGCUGUUUGGUCCGAUGGAUGUAUAGAAAACCUCAAGACGCGACAGACUGAUCUGGACCUUGGGGACACUCUUGGAGACACCACAGAAUACCUUUUCAGUGCGAUCCACCGAAUUUCGUCCGCUGGUUAUCUCCCAAACGAAAUGGAUGUGUCACUUGUCAGAGCAAGUACAAACAGGGGUAUAUCCGAAACUUGGCUUCAACAUCGUAGUCUUCGGGUAAAGUUAAUUGAUAUUGGUAACCAAAUCAGUCAAAUGGAAAAAUGGCUACACCAAUUUGACACAAUUCCUCUUAUUCUCUUUGUUGUGGAUCUGGACACAUACGAUGAGCUAGAGACAUCUUUGCGGCUGUUUGACUCAAUUGUUAACUCCCGUUGGUUAAUGAGAUCGUCUGUGACUUUGUUCUUGAACAAAACGGACAUUUUGAAACAAAACCUGAAAACCUCACCCCUUGAGAUAUAUUUUACGGACUAUAGGGACAAUACCGGUGGCGACGAUUUUAAGAGCGCAAAGAAGUACAUUGAAAAGCGCUUCCUGGAGGCCAAUCGAGCCAACCAUGACAUGUAUAUACAUGUUGUUCAAGACAGAGACUUUUCAAACCUUCAGGCUUUGUUUAAAAUGGUUUCCCAUCAAAUAAUACAGCAGAAUCUGGAAACUGGUCAGAUUUAA
This is a messenger RNA of Pochonia chlamydosporia 170, 2883 nucleotides long. RefSeq names its product guanine nucleotide-binding protein alpha-3 subunit. Gene Ontology annotation, biological process: adenylate cyclase-activating G protein-coupled receptor signaling pathway. The transcript is spliced from 3 exons. Bases 1 to 2883 code for a protein of 960 amino acids. Gene Ontology annotation, molecular function: G-protein beta/gamma-subunit complex binding; GTPase activity; guanyl nucleotide binding. The record is from RefSeq and is a predicted model, not a curated record. Lineage: Eukaryota; Fungi; Ascomycota; Sordariomycetes; Hypocreales; Clavicipitaceae. Gene Ontology annotation, cellular component: heterotrimeric G-protein complex.